AUGGCGCGCGCAGAAGAACACCUGAAUUCGCUACCCCCCAUAGACGUAGCCUACGAUCCCAGCAUUCUCACGGAAGACACAGAUGAAGACUCCUGGACUCCCCUCCAACUUGCCUCUCGACGAGGCGACAUCCAAACAGUCAAGGACAUUCUCACCACCAAUGCCUCGGCCGUCAAUGAUCCCGCCCAUGGAUACUACGGGCAAACUGCCCUUCAAACAGCCUGUAUACACGGCCACGAAGAAAUAGCCCAGCUCCUGGUAGACGCCGGCGCGGACAUACACUUCAGCGGCGGCAACAACAUGCAACGCAACGCCCUCCAAUUCGCAUGCGGCCAGGGAAACCUAACCAUUGCCAAGAUGCUGCUCGCCCACGGCGCAGAAGUGAACACCAGAGGACCCGGCUCGUCAACCACAGUAACCAGAUAUAACGGGCGGACAGCCCUGCAAGCAGCGUCAGAACGAGGCCACACACACAUCGUCCUGCACCUCCUUGCCCUCGGCGCAGAAGUAAACGCCCCGCCGUCUCCAAACGCCGGCCUCACAGCACUGCAGGGCGCCUCUGCGAACGGGUUCACGGACAUUGUGCACACGUUGCUCGAGCACGGGGCGGAUGUGAAUGCCACGGCGGCGAGGCACAAGGGCAAGACGGCGCUGCAGGCGGCCUGUCUACGGGGCCACUUGGGGAUAGUUGAUGUGCUGCUGGGGGCGGGGGCGGACGUACAUGCUUUGGGGGGCAAGAGCGGUGAUGCUACGGCUUUGCAUGCCGCGGCGGAGGGCGGGCAUGUUGAUGUGGUGAGGAGGUUGGUGAGCGUAGGGGCGGAUGUGAAUGAUGGGGGAGGGAGGGGACAGUCGCCUAUUCAGAGUGCGGCGAGGGGGGGGCAUGAGGAUGUGGUGAGGGUUUUGAGGGAGUUGGGUGGUGUUGGGAGGAUGGGGGGAGGGAGAGAGUUGUUUUCGUGA
This is a messenger RNA of Pochonia chlamydosporia 170, 957 nucleotides long. RefSeq names its product ankyrin repeat-containing protein. Lineage: Eukaryota; Fungi; Ascomycota; Sordariomycetes; Hypocreales; Clavicipitaceae. The record is from RefSeq and is a predicted model, not a curated record. The transcript has a single exon. Gene Ontology annotation, cellular component: cytoplasm; nucleus. Gene Ontology annotation, molecular function: protein binding. The coding region runs from base 1 to 957 and encodes 318 amino acids.